Messenger RNA from Blepharisma stoltei, 660 nucleotides. Lineage: Eukaryota; Ciliophora; Heterotrichea; Heterotrichida; Blepharismidae. The record is from the annotation of a GenBank genome assembly.
AUGUCAUAUUUAGAAGACUUUGUGAAUAACAUAAGCUUCUUUCCAGCUGAAAUUAUAAGGUCUUUAGAGCUCAUAAGAGAAUUGGACGACAAAGCUCAAACCACUAUGGAUGAAGUCCACAACUGCACAUCAGGCUACUUCUCCAACUUUAAAAAAGAAGGCAACUCUCCAAUCGAAAACACUGAACUCCUCCAAAAAAUUCGCUCAAAGCACCAAGAGUCCCUUAAUUUAUCAGAAGAGAAAAUCUGCAUCAGUAAGCAGAUGCUAGAUAUGCUAGAAAACCAAAUUCAGAAAAUAAAUAUUGAGCUAAACUCCUUUAAAAAAGACUUAAAAGCUGAUGUGAAUGGCGGCGGAGAAGGAAGAGAAGACCCUUAUAAGCGAAGGAAACUUGAAAAAGGAGCCUCGCUUCCUACUAACAUUUAUGAUGACGAGUUGGCCCAACUAGACUUUGAAAGCACUUAUGAUGCAGUGAUGGGAUCUGACAUGAGAGAGCCUGAUAAGAAAUAUUGCUACUGUCAAAAGGAUUCUCCUGAAGAAAUGAUUGGAUGUGAUAAUCCUGGGUGCAAGCGAGAAUGGUUCCACUUUUCGUGUGUAGGGCUUAGCUCAAAGCCUACUGGAACUUGGUAUUGUCCUGACUGUUUAAAAGAAGAACAAAAUUAA